Molecule: messenger RNA, 2331 nt
Organism: Geosmithia morbida
Lineage: Eukaryota; Fungi; Ascomycota; Sordariomycetes; Hypocreales; Bionectriaceae
Product: solute carrier family 36 (proton-coupled amino acid transporter)
Exons: 2
Coding region: 1-2331 (776 amino acids)
Biological process (GO): amino acid transmembrane transport
Molecular function (GO): amino acid transmembrane transporter activity
Source: RefSeq, a predicted model, not a curated record
AUGUCUUCUGUUCCCAGAGGCACGUCGCCGGGCCUUGAGUCCGGUGCCAGGUCCAUCUCUGGUUCUGUCCCUCGAGCCGAUGCCACUGCUCGUCUGGCCACCCCGAUCCCGUCCGUCUCCCAAGGUUGCACACCGCCGACCAGUGCCAGCGCCACCGCUCGCCGAGCCUCCAGCGCGACCCAGCAGCAGCCCACAGAUCCCACAGUUCCCCUCGCCGGACCCAGUGGUAGCUACCGUGGGCCUGGUGUCUCUGCCCUCGCCGCCGCCUUGGGAAACUCGCUGGGCCAGUCUCCUCCCCGCCAUGGCACACCCUCGCAGCCCAUCGCCGACCCUGCCCCACCGCAUCGAAACCUCUCGCCCAAGCCCAGCGCCAGCAUGCUGGGUGACCGGCUGACGCCUACAAACUACGGAUCGUUCAACUCGCGUACCCAGUCCGUCGGAGGCAAUAACGCUCCUUUCGAGGACGUCGAGGUCGUCAAGAGGCACCUGGUGCAGCCUGGAGAGUCGGAGAACCCCACUACGUCGGAGGAGUCGUCGUCCAUCUUCGGCGGCCAGUCCAAGGGCAAGCAGCAGGAUACCGCCACCUCGGGCGGGACUGGUGCCGGUCCCGGAGAGAAUGAUUUUUCCAGUCUGCGUCUCCAGGGUGGCGAUGUCACCCGUCCCAUCUACAGGUGGACUGAGCAGGAGGAGGCCAAGACCCGUAUGCAGCGCAGCAAGAGCUUCACUGAGCUGCGCCCGGAGCCUGAGAACGAGGUGCUCGACAUCAACUCCAUCAAGAUCCCUGGUGGCUUCCGUAGGGAUCAUCUCCGCAGAUUGGCCGGCAGCCCAUCAGGUGCCGGGAGGGGUACACUGCACGACCAGGACGCCGAGGCUCAGCAGCCGCAGCUCUUCACAUCGAGCUUCCUCGAGUUCCUCAGUAUCUAUGGCCACUUUGCCGGCGAGGAGCUGGAGGAGGACGACGAGGCUCUCGGCCCGAACGAGUACUUUUCAUCGGGCGAAGACUCGCACAGCGAUGCGGACGACAGCGAUCACGAGCCCAUGGAGGACAGCACGCUCCUGCCGCCCUCGAAGCGCCGUCGCCGUCGCAAGGCUCGCGUCCGUGGCACCAACAGCCCUACUAAUGCCGUCAUGCUGCUGCUCAAGUCGUUUGUCGGUACGGGCGUGCUGUUCUUGCCGCGCGCCUACCUCAACGGCGGCAUGGUCUUCAGCAACGUAGUGCUUCUGGGAGUGGCGGCACUGAGCUACCACUGCUUUGUGCUGCUGGUCGACACGCGGAUGCGCGUCGAGGGCUCGUUUGGCGACAUGGGUGGCAUCCUGUACGGAAAGUGGAUGAGGACGGUGAUCCUGUCGUCGAUUGUGCUGAGCCAGAUUGGUUUCGUGGCUGCCUAUACCGUCUUCACGGCUGAGAACCUGCAGGCCUUCAUCCGGGCCGUGUCCGAUUGCAAGUCGUCGAUGAGCAUUGUGUGGCUGAUCGUCAUCCAGAUGAUCAUCUUCCUGCCCUUCUCCCUGCUGCGCGACAUUGGCAAGCUGGGUUUCACGGCCCUCAUAGCCGACGCCUUUAUCCUCAUUGGCCUAGCGUACCUGCUGUACUAUGACAUCCUGACGCUGAGAAACGAGGGUCUGAGCGACAUCAUCCUCUUCAACAAGGAUAACUGGACACUCUUCAUCGGCACGGCAAUCUUCACCUUUGAGGGAAUCGGUCUCGUCGUCCCCAUCCAGGAGUCUAUGCGUCACCCGGAAAAGUUCCCUGGCGUGCUCCUGCUGGUCAUGGUCAUCAUCACGGUCCUCUUCACGGGCAUGGGCGCCGUCUCGUACGCCGCCUACGGCUCCCAGACGGAGACGGUCGUGCUGCUCAACCUGCCCCAGGACGACAAGCUUGUCAAUGGAGUCCAAUUCCUCUACUCGUGCGCCAUCCUCCUCUCUACGCCCCUGCAGAUCUUCCCGGCCAUCCGUAUCGUCGAGACAGAGCUCUUCACCCGCUCGGGCAAGUACAACCCCUACAUCAAGUGGCAGAAGAACAUUUUCCGCUUCUUCGUCGUGGUUCUCUGCUCGGCCAUUGCGUGGGGUGGAGCAGACCAUCUCGACAAGUUUGUGGCCUUGGUCGGAAACUUUGCCUGUAUUCCUCUGGUGUACAUCUAUCCGCCCCUCCUCCACUACCGAGGCGUGGCACGCACCAGGUUCUGGAAGCUGUCCGACAUCAUCCUUUGCAUCUUUGGCUUCGUGGCCAUGUCCUACACGACUGCUCUGACGAUCAUGAGCUGGGCCGCUGAGGAUCCCAAGGGUCCUGGGUACUGCGACAGGAAGGGCACGGACAUGGGUAUGGGACUGUAG